Molecule: messenger RNA, 1113 nt
Organism: Dictyostelium discoideum AX4
Lineage: Eukaryota; Evosea; Eumycetozoa; Dictyosteliales; Dictyosteliaceae
Exons: 2
Coding region: 1-1113 (370 amino acids)
Source: RefSeq, a predicted model, not a curated record
AUGGAACAACAAUCAUUUGAAAGUUUUAGAUUACAAAGAAUUAUUGAAGAUAUAUCAUUAUUAAGAUUAGAAUGUGAUUGGAUAAAUGAUCAAACUGAACAAUCAUUUAAAUCUAUUAUUGAAAAGGGAAAAUCCGAUUUUCUUUAUCAAGAAUUAAUUUGGUCAAUUGGUAAAGAAUUAUCAGUUUAUUAUAAUAUUCAAUGGCCAACAAAAAUGGAAAAAAUUGAAAAAGCUGGAGAAUUUAAUCAACAAUUAAAUGAACCAUUUGAAAAAUUAUUAAAAGAAUGUGAUUAUCAAGAAAUUACAAAUAUUGAAGAUUCAUACUUUAAUAGAUUAUCUCUUAUUGAAUUUUUAUUUUUACAAUUACAAACUUUUCAAUUAGAAUUAUUUUUAAAAAUGAAUAAUAAUAAUAAUAAUAAUAAUAAUAAUAAUAAUAAUAAUAAUAAUAAAAAUAAUGAGAAUAAUAAUAAUGAUGAAGAAAUGAAAGAUAUUGAAUUAAUUAAUAAUGAAGAUUUUAUAAUUAAUCAAAUUCAAAUACUAAGUGAUUUAUUUAAUGUUGAAUUUAAUAAUUUUGAUAAUUUUUCAAAUUCAAUUAAUCAAAUUAAUGAAAAGAUUAAAGAGACAUUAAAACUUUUACCAAGUGAUUUUAUGAGUGAACCAUUUUUAAAGAAUACUGAAUUUACAGAGAAGCAAAUUCAAGAGAUUCAAGAAAUGAGUGAUUCUCUAUACCAAGAUUAUAAGAAAAGAAGUAUUGUACUUCAAAAAAGAUUAGACGUAACAGUGGAAUCUUUACUUUGGAGUGAACGUAUCGCUGACAAACUUCAAGAGAUCAACAGAUCCGUUAGAUACUACAUUCAAGCAUUACCAUCACUCAAUCAUUACUCAUUUUUCGAUUUAAAAAAUGUUCAUAAAGAUUUAUUACACAUCAUUCGUACUAGUACUCAUAGUGCUUCCUCUCAACUAUUAACUGGUUCAGUCUUAGUUGGUAAAGUACCAGAUCGUGGUGGUAGAACAAAUGAUCGUAAAAUUCCAAUGCCAUCAUUCCAUAAAAGGGAAAUACCUUCUUCAAUUGAUUCUCAUAGACAAAAUAAAAAAUUCUUUAAAAAGAAAUAA